UUUGAAGUAGUUUACUAAAACACGACAGUUCUCAAUUCACCAGUUAUCAAUUGUUGUUUCGAGUGACGUUGCUAGUAGCUUGCAUAUUUUCACAACUGAAUAUAAUUACGAAAUAUAAGGGAUAUUUAUGUAGUUUUAUACAUUUUCAACGCCUGUUGAACUCAACUUGACUGUUGUACAGUUUUCUAUCCAUUGUCUUUUACGAGCUUCGCUACCCGCCGUAUACAGUAAGUUAGGAGCCUCGCUGCCUAUUUACAUAUCAGAGUGUUCGAAUCUAUCUGCUCAUCGCUUAGUAACCCUGAGUCGAAAUUUCAAGCCUGUUUUAAUUGUAUUCUUUUCCCGUACAUUUGAGACAAAAAUUCGACGAUAAAAGUGGAUCUCUAUAUAGUAAUAGUACGCCUGGUUUCGUUGUAACUAUAGUGGAGUUUUGUGCAUUUUAGCCUGCUUUAUUAAUAAUUUUCUGUCUAAUAAGAACUGGCUCGUCUUUUGGCGUGAUGUAGAUACACCUUUUUUCACCAGAUCUGCAACAAAAAAUUAAAUUUUUUCCAUUGUUUACAAGAAUGUUGGCACGUGUGUAAAUUUAUUUAAUUUGUUUUGAUUCCUACAAGAGAAAAGUCUAACUUCCUUUCCUCUAAGGGCAGAAAUUUAAACUUUAGGUGCAAAUAUGAAUUCUACAUCCUCUGUGAUCAUACCUACGGCCCUGAAUUUAAAUUCCAAUAUAAAUAAAAUAGACAUGCGCACUUGAAUGCAACAAAUACUUAACGCCAUACGGCAAGGCACAGACGUUUUUAUUUUCACGUAUGUUUAUACAUACGUGUACAUAUAUACAUAUAUAUAUAUAUAUAUAUACGCUUGAUCAGCUUGAUCAUCCUUAAUCACGUGAUCUUCCAUUUACUACAUACAUAUUUAUAUAUUGCAUUUAAAUAUUUUAUUAAAAUGUACAAUAUAAAGAAAGUAAUCUACAGUUAAUGACAAAUCAGUUAUACAAAAGUGAUAGGUUAUUUGAUGAUGUAUAGAAUUUAAAAUAAUUAUUAUAAUAAAUGUUAUAUAUAAAAUAUUGUUAUUAAUACUUAUUGUUAAUCUGAAAAAUACAAAACAAUAAUGGCAACCUCUGACAGUGAUGACUUUGAAAGCGCAGAUGAAGAAAUAGAAUUUCGUGAUGCAUUGCCUAAAAAAUCAUCACCACGUUGGGCACCUAAUUCAACUAUUGGUUCUGACUCUGAUGAUGAUGUUUGUGCCACAUCAGUUAAACAAAACUCAUGGAGUUCUAAAAUAAACAAUAAAAAAUAUGAUAAUUCAACAGCUGCUAAUGACACGUCAACCGUUUACAAUUUUACAUCCAAUAAUCUUGCUCAAGAAUCAAAACAACAAACUGAUUCAGAUAAAUUGCAGUCAAAGUUUUUGACAGAAGACAAGCAGCCGGUAUGCAAACCAGAAAUAAAUAUACAACAAAAAGAAUCAAUUUUGAAUAAUAAAACAAAUUUUACUGAAAAUGUUGAAACUAAAAAAGUAAUCGAAGAAUUAAAUGAGACUGUCAAAAAUAAAUGUGAUAACACAGAUUUAUUAUUAGAAAAAAAAAAAAAAAUAGCUUUAGCCCAAGUUGAAACACUAGAUGAUUCAAAUAAAAAAGAAGGAGCACCGACACAACAGAAAUCAAAGGGAUCAUCAAAAUUUUCAAGUUCUGGUGUUAAAAAAUUGGGAUCUAAAAUAGUAUUACCUAAUAUUAAACAAACAACUGAAGAAAUAAAAUCGUUUCAAGUAAAAAAUAAAACUUGUGAAGGAGAGAAAAAAGUUUAUUUAAAUAAAGAAUGUUUGGAAUUAGAUGAUGAUGGAGCAAUUAAAAUAUUAGAACGUGAAAGUUAUUGGCAUAAAUCACUUGGUAAAUCUUCAUCUAUCGAUGAAUUUGACAAAGAUCAAAUACCAGAGGAAUUAAAGUCUAAUAAAAAAUUUAAAGAAGUAUUUGGCAUUGGUGAUUGGGAAGAUUUAAGUAAUCAAAAUAAAAUCACAACUGAAUUCGAUACUGAUAAUUCACAGUCAGUUGCAAACAAGCCAGCAACAAGUGAAGAGAAAAUAAAUUCAAGUGCUGUAGGUUGGGGAAGUUGGGGUACUUGGGGUGUUACUUCUUUAUUAAAUACAGCUAGUGCAGGAGUUUCAAAUUUGACUAGUCAAGUAUCAUAUGGAUUAUCCGUUCUUGAGGACAGUAUUAGUACUCCAACUUCAGACCUUGAGCAAAAACAAACAUUUGAUGAAAAAUCUAUUGAAAAUACAGAAGAGUCAAUGCAACUGAUGUCAUUCGGGUUAAGUGAUUUAAUAUCAGGGGUUUCUUCAAUAACAAAAUUAGUUGAAAAUACAGGAACUAAAGUAAUUAAUGGUGGUCUUGGUACUUUAGAAACAAUUGGCAAAAAAACAAUGGAAGUACUUCAAGAAGGUGAUCCUGGUUUAAAAAAAAAAAGAGCAUUUUUUAUGAAUGAAAAGGAUAAACCUAUUUUAUCACACAUGUUGAGGGAAGCUAAAGAAAAAGCUGAAGCUGAACAAAAAACAUAUCAAGAGAAAGAACAAGCUCGAAAAGUUCAUUUUGAAAGUUUAUUUGAUGAUUUUCAAGGCCUCGUUCAUCUUGAAGCACUGGAGAUGUUGUCUAAACAGAGUACUAUGAAAAUUCAACAACGGUUGGUAACUCUAAAUACAGAUGAGGCUAAAUCUAUUCAAGAAACUUUGGAUGAAGUCAAAGAACUUUGUGAUCUUGGAGAUGAAAAUGACGACGACGAAAGUAAUAAUGAUAACUUGGAAGAAAGAUUGAAAUCCCUUUGUGCAGAUCUUGGUGUUAUUAUUUCAUUUGAUAAACUGUAUCAGCUUUGGGAAGAAAAAAAAAAAUAUAUUACCAACGUAUCACAGUCCGAAUCAUCAGUGUCUGAUCGAGAAGUUUUUGAAAAUUCAAUUUCAUCGUUGGCACAAUUUACAGCAUAUUGCGUCGAAAGGUUUCAUAAAACUGCUGAACUUAUUCUUAUCAAAGAUCGUCGAAGUACAGUCAAUGAAGCAGAUGCACUUGUACAAUUAACCAAAAUUUUAUCACUUCAAAUUGGAGUAAUUGCAAAUUUAUUCUGCAAGUGUCUUAAUGAACGUAUGCAAGGCUCCGAUAAAUCAAAUGAUUCUGUAGACAUAACAACAAUAUUUCUAGAGGCGACAAAUGCAAGCUCAUAUGUUCAAGAAGCAUUUCAACUUUUAAUUCCCAUUCUUCAAGUCGGCGCUAUUUGAUGAAAAUGAAAUUUUUAUUAUCGUUAAAUAUAGAAAAUCAUUAAAUAAUUUCACUAUAAAUAAUACAUUUUUCUUAUUAAAUUUUACACUAACAAAGACGAUCGUUUUUACUUUCGUAAUAUAAAUUACAAAAAUAUUCAAACCCAACUUAUUAAAAAUUAUAAAAAGUUUUUUAUUUUUUAUUAUUAUUGAAGGAAUUAUAACGAUUAAAUCUCACAACAUUGUCAUACUUCCUUUACAAAAACACAUUCACAAGUUAUUGUCAUUAACAUUCUAAUUUUCAGUUCAACUCAUGAUGUAAAAAUGAAAAAAAAAAAAAAAAAAACAAUAAACAUGAGAAUAUUGUUAUAUAAAAAAUUUCAACAAUAUUUUUAUCUAAAUAUGGUUUUAAU
This is a messenger RNA of Microplitis mediator, 3644 nucleotides long. Its product is annotated as protein FAM114A2. Bases 1102 to 3252 code for a protein of 716 amino acids. The transcript has 5 exons. The record is from RefSeq and is a predicted model, not a curated record. NCBI's taxonomy places the organism in Eukaryota, Metazoa, Arthropoda, Insecta, Hymenoptera, Braconidae.